This is a messenger RNA of Synchiropus splendidus (mandarinfish), 5625 nucleotides long. It is a transcript of the gene cpdp, whose product is annotated as CPD photolyase. The coding region runs from base 3840 to 5492 and encodes 550 amino acids. Lineage: Eukaryota; Metazoa; Chordata; Actinopteri; Syngnathiformes; Callionymidae. Gene Ontology annotation, molecular function: deoxyribodipyrimidine photo-lyase activity. Gene Ontology annotation, biological process: photoreactive repair. The record is from RefSeq and is a predicted model, not a curated record. The transcript has 11 exons.
AAAAUGCACACUUUUUUUUUAAUUCACGCAAAAAAAAAUGCCAUUAAAACCACUUUCUUACCUCAUGUUUUUCAUUCAGCACUCUUAAGAAACGUCUGUGAACAGAGUGGAUGAAGCGGACUCGGUGUUGGAGGAGAGGAGUGUCACCAGCACGAGUCACUGAUGAAGUGAGCCAUGUUUUGUUGAGUGAAAAGGUGUUUUGAUUUUCAUAUUGCCAAUAGUUUUGUUACAUUGCAAAAAAAAAAAAAAAAAAGAAUGUAUUUAAUAAAAGCAAUAUUCAGAUUCUCAAGUGUUCAUUGUAGCAAAGUUUAUCACAAUUUUUUUUUACAUAACAGUGAAGGGAACGACUUGGAAAAAAAAAAAUGCACUCAACGUUAAAAAUACACCAGUGGUGGUCAGUAGCCGUCAUAGCUACAAACUCAUGUCGAUACACUCAUAAAAAAUAUUUGACCAACUCUCUAAAAACACAGAGUUCCUGACCGCGAUUCUUAAAAAUCAACACAUUGUUUCAGCAAGUCCACUACACAACAUCUCAGUACAAUGAUAGGACAGUGAAUCUUCCCAGUCUGCACAACAUUUUCCAUCAUUCAGAACAGAAGUUCAUUUUUUUUCCCCCAUAAGUCCACUAACCCACAGUCACAAAUCGGUUCCCUUUGCUGGUGCUCUGUGCCGUAGCUGUGCGUUUGUCCUUUAAAAUUCGGAAUCUUUCAUUCAGGGUCAUGGACGUUUGCUGCAGCAGAAGAAGAGGAAGAAGAAUCAUCAUCGUCAAAACAGAUUUUAAUAUUCAUGUCAAGCCUUUUACUGGAAUUGAUACGAAACUCACCGGUUUCCCGACACUGUUGAUGUCAAACUGAAGAGGGACGCCUUUUGGGAUCUUCCUUUCAGCGGUUUCCACCUGAACUGGAGGGGUGGCGACAGAGGCAGCAGCGGCCGGGUGAAGGGUCCAGGAGGUGGCAGGUCUGUAAGGUACAGCACGUCAUGUCAGUCCGCACGAGCCAAGUGACGCAGGCUUGACUUGAUAUUUACUCAGGCUGAGUUCUGGCGGUGGGGUUGUCGAUCGAAACCGUCAAAAUGCCAUUGUUUGCGGAUGAUGUGCGCCACCUGAUGGACACAAAAGGGUAUUAAGAAGCAGAGCAGAGCAUUUUUGCAGUCAAUUGGAAGAAGCCUCAACUGGUUGUUUGACUUUGUUAGUGUAUUUCCAGAUCAGAUGCUCAACUGUGGAUGAGUUGAAACGUUUUAACUUUAAACUACCACCAGUUUAAAAAAAAAAAAAACACCAUGGAUUUAACUCUUAUUUAAACCUCAUCCUAAAUUGAGUGUUUUUUAAUACCUUCAAGUCAAUUUAGUGCAUGUUACGGAAAAAAUAAUUUCCUACUUUAUAUAUAUAUUUUUUCUCUACUUGUAAAUUUAAUUCAUGUUGACAUCUUAUUUACUCAAAAAUAUGAUCUUGAUUUCAAACUCACUGGCGAGUUCUGACUGGAGGCGUCCGAGAAACAGGCUUCUGUACUUGUGCUUGGACCUGAAUAAGGAAGAGAAGAGGCCAGUUUACUCAUGGCGUACACCCAUGUUUAAACAGCAGCUUAGGUGGAUCACACCGUCACCUUCAGGCCUCUGUGAGACAGGAAGGUAGCUUGCCGUGCUUCUCUUCGCGUGUGUUGGACAGGUGGCAGCGGCCUUCACAGGGAAGCAGGAGAGUUAUGUUAACAAACAAGUUACCUGCUGUGAGCAAAACACCAUGUUGAAUACCGUCUUCGCAGCUGGAAGGGCCUCCGAACUGUAAUCUGACUCGGAGUUCUUUGUGCAUCUGCUGGUCUUUGUGUUUGUCUCCUGAUCUCUGGCUUUCUGGACUGGGCUUGUGUGCGUUGAAUGAAGGGCCUUUGUUUUGGCUUGGGUUUCUAGAAGAAGCAAUUCAGUGGUCAGUUUGUUCGUGGACAUGUUAAAUAUAAAUAAUAUAAUACACUGCCUGGCCAAAAAAAAAAGUAGCCACCAAAAAAAAAAGGGUCAUACACUCUAAUAUUUCAUUUGAGCGCCUUUAGCUUUGUUUACAGCACGCAUUCGCCGUGGCAUUAUUUCGAUAAGCUUCUGCAACGUCACAAGAUUUAUUUCCAUCCAGUGUUGCAUGAAUUUUCCACCAAGAUCUGACCACUGCACAAAGCCUUCUCCAGCACAUCCCAAAGAUUCUCAAUGGGGUUCAGGUCUGGACUCUGUGGUGGCCAAUCCAUGUGAGACAAUGAUGUCUCAUGCUCCCUGAACCAGUCUUUCACAAUUGGAGCCUGGCACUGUCAUCUUGGAAUGUGGCCGUGCCAUCAGGGGAAGAAACAAUCCAUUGAUGGAAUAACCUGGUCAUUCAGUAUAUUCAGGUAGUCAGCUGACCUCAUUCUUUGAGCACAUGAUGUUGCUGAACCUAGACCUGACCGACUGCAGCAACCCCAGAUCCAGGUGGCCACUUUUUUUUUUUGGCCAGGCAGUGUAUAUUUGCAGCCACGGGAUCCUUCAGAACAGGAUGGAAUGAAUGACUAUAAAGAGAAUUUACAAACCUAAAGCAGCUUGAGGAGCGACAUUAUUUACAAUAGCUUUGGUUUAAAACUCCACGUUGCUGGGAGGAGACAGCACAUGGGAAGUGGCCCCACGCAAGAGAUCACCUGUUGCAGCCCCCCUCACUCGACAGCUGCGUCACUUCAGCUGUUCAUUACCAAGACUGGGAUCUGGUUUCCAGCGACGACUAGCAUGUUAACUCAGAUGAAUCAGUCUUCCAAACGCAAAAUCAAAACGCAAACUCUCAUCAUAUGUGUCCAUUGGGGGAGUCAAGGGUCACUGAAUCGUCUCAAUCGUACCUGAGUGUUGGGGGUCUUGUUGAAGGGAGCAGCCUUUUUGAGCAGGGCCGUGGGUCUCUUGGCUGCCAGGCCAGUGAUCACCCCCUGACCACGCCGGCGACCCGGCAGCGGCACCACUCUUCCGUUCCUUAUUUUAGCAGCGCCUCCCCGGGCGAGGGCGCCUCCAUCUACAGAAACGUGGGCGCCAUUACAACUCCACACGGAAGACAACAACAUAGACACAACAGACAGCUGUGGGAGGCGUGAGACACAUACUCAGCGCCGGCGUCCCUCUCCUCUUCAACUGCGGGAACGAAGCCUUUUUCUUGACUGGACGGCGCUUCGUGUUGACCUGUUUUCUUUUCUGCUGCUUCUCCUUCUUGUUCAAGCGAAUAAUGUCGUCUAUUUGGGGGGAUUCAAACGAGGAAAACUGGGUCAAAUGACAGGCUUAAAAUAACGACUGCAAUGGUGGAGCUUACCCAGCGACAUGUCGACUUUAUCCAGAGCCACAGAUUUCCUCCCCUGACCCGCAGCAACUUUACCUUUAUACAUGUUUGUCGCGCGUUUCUAAAUAAAUCUAUGCAGCAACAGCCAGCGUUAGCACCGAUGCUAUAUCCUCUUCUCACCGGACGUCCCUCCCACCAACGUAAACAAUGACGCACAUGCGCAGUGUGCAGCGCUGGCUUUUAUGGGAAAUGUAGUUCAAUAAGAGGAGCCACUUCCUUUCGGAUAAAGUCUUCAUCUUCCGCCACAUUAGAGCAAAGGCUAUAAACCCUGAAAGCUAACUUUAUAUUGCAUCAUAGACGCUAUUCUGACGCGUUUAUCCUUUCGUUCACACGUUUUGUAAGCAGCGUGCGGAAACACGUGAGCGGUGGCAGCCAGCCAAUCAGAGGGCUAUAGAUAUUUUGAACACGCCCACUAAAUGUUACCAAACCUCCCCUGCGCCGUGUACAUGUAACUGUUGUUUUCUUGUCAUUCCUCGCCGGCAGCACGACCCUUUUCUACAUUAAACAUCGUCGUUAGUGGAUGUUGCUUUGCUUCCGGUGCAGGUCCCACUUGUUUCUGAGCGCCAUCGUAAAGAGACAGAAGCUCAGCGCCACUCACUCCAUCCUCAGCAAGUCCCUGACCAGCGCUGCCGUCAUGUCAGACAAGAAACGCAAGGCCACGUCUGCCCCCUCCAGGGAGCCCAAGGCCAAGCAGCUGAAGCUGACCCCUGAGAAAGAGGAGCCCAAGAAGAUGGGCAGAGUCGCUGGCUGGUUGCAGGACGCCGUCGAGCAACAGAGAAUCAACAACAAGGAGAUGAAGUUCAGCAAAAAGCGGCUUCAGUACAUAUCGGAGGCUCAGAAGAUGAAGCCGGGCUCUGAGGGUGUUCUGUACUGGAUGCUGAGAGACCAGCGGGUUCAAGAUAACUGGGCGCUGAUCCAUGCUCAGAAGCUGGCGCUGAAGGAGAACCUGCCGCUGCACAUCUGCUUCUGUCUAGUUGUCCCUAAAUCUGAGCUGUCCACCUUUAGACACUACAGCUUCCUGCUGAAAGGUCUGAAGGAGGUCGCAAAGAAAUGUAAAGCCCUGGACAUCCAGUUCCACUUGCUGCAUGGUUCAGCGGGGGAGGUGCUGCCCAGCUUUGUGUCCGAGCACAGCUUCGGGGCCGUGGUCACAGACUUCUCCCCUCUCAGGGAGCCACUGCAGUGGCUGCAGGAGGUCAAGAAGGGCAUUCCACAGGACAUUCCUCUCAUACAGGUUGAUGCCCAUAAUGUUGUCCCCUGCUGGGUCACAUCCCCUAAACUGGAGUACGCUGCACGAACCAUUCGAGGAAAAAUCACCAAACUGCUGCCGGAGUUCCUCACAGAUUUCCCGCCGGUGGAAAAGCACCCGCACACGGCGUUGAGGACGGCGAAGCCCGUCGACUGGGAGGGAACUCUGGAGUCCCUGAAAGUCGACCGAACGGUCGGGGAGACAGAGUGGGCCAAGCCGGGCGCCGCUACCGGCAUGUCCAUGUUGGAGUCCUUCAUCGACGUCCGGCUCAAAAUGUUUGGAACGCUGCGCAACGACCCCAACGCGCCUGCGCUCAGCCAACUCUCCCCCUGGAUCCGCUUUGGUCACCUGUCUGCCCAGCGGGUGGCGCUGCAGGUGAAGAAAUGCGGGAAGAACGCCAGCGAGUCUGUCGCCCCCUUCAUCGAAGAGCUGGUGGUGCGCCGGGAGCUGACGGACAACUUCUGCUUCUACAACAAGAAAUACGACAGCGUGGAGGGGGCCUACGAAUGGGCGCAGAAGACCUUGAAAGAUCACAGCAAAGACAAGCGGCCCUACUUGUACUCACGAGAGCAGCUGGAGAAGGCGAAGACGCACGACAAGCUGUGGAACGCAGCUCAGUAUCAGAUGGUGUCGGAGGGAAAGAUGCACGGUUUCUUAAGGAUGUACUGGGCCAAAAAGAUUCUCGAGUGGACGUCCUCACCAGAGGAGGCGCUCUCUAUCGCCCUCUACCUCAAUGACCGCUACGAGCUGGACGGCCAAGAUCCAAACGGAUUUGUCGGCUGCAUGUGGUCCAUCUGCGGCAUCCACGACCAGGGCUGGGCGGAGAGGUCCGUGUUCGGGAAGAUCCGUUACAUGAACUACAAAGGCUGCCAGCGCAAGUUCAAUGUAGCGCAGUUUGAGAAGAAGUACCUUCCCAAAAACCUUUGAAAGGUCUCAGGGAGGUUCGGUUCUGAUCGACCCGUUUAUUCACUGCAAACUGGGUGCUUAUUGUUGUUGUUUUUUAAAACUGUUUCUGACUUUCUCUGCUGGUAUUUAACUGCUUUUUUUAUCUGAAAUAAAC